GUGGAGGGCUGGUGAAUGCACCGCGGCGGCGGUGUCGCCGGAAGCGGUGCUGCUGCAGCCGCUGGUAUCGCGGGAGGAUCGGCCGGAAGUGGCGCGUUACCCUCCACGAGUCACCGCAGCCUCGAGCUGGAACAUCCGUCGGCGAUGCCCGGUGCACCGGGUUUUCACUGGGGUGCUAUGCUCGCUGGUCCCCACGCGGCCGGCGGCGAGUACACCCCCGUGCCGGCACAUCAUGGGACAACGCAUCCCGCCAUGCCUAUGGAUCUUCACGUUCAACAAGGAUUUUCUUACUACAGGUAUCGAGAGGACGUUCUCUGUUGGACAGACAGGAAACCGUCCAUGGACGACGUUGGGAAUCCUACCUCUGUCAACGCACGAUAUGACGAGGAACACUACACUUUCGAGAGUAUCCAGGAGUUACGCAAGGAGAAAAGCAGAGACGCUGCCAGGUGUCGAAGGGGGAAAGAGAACUUCGAGUUCUACGAGUUAGCGAAAAUGCUGCCAUUACCGUCGGCUAUUACCUCCCAGUUGGACAAAGCCUCUAUAAUAAGGCUAACCAUCUCGUACCUCAAACUUCGUGAAUUCUCGGGUCACGGAGACCCGCCAUGGAAUCGGGAUGGGCCACCGCCAAAUAAAUCUGGCAAAGGUGCGAAUCGGGUCAGGUCGUCGGCGAUUUCCGCGGUGGACUACUUCGAUGUGGAUCAUGGCACUCAUCUACUUCAAUCGCUGGACGGGUUCGCGAUUGCGGUCGCCGUUGAUGGACGGUUCCUGUACAUAUCCGAGACCGUCUCAGUUUACCUUGGACUCUCACAGGUAGAGAUGACGGGAUCAAGCGUUUUCGAUUACGUUCAUCAGCAAGACCACGCGGAAGUCGCGGAACAAUUAGGCCUUGGACUGACUUCGAGCUCUUCCGGUCCACACUCGUCGAGUUCCGGUUUAGCGUCGCCGAGCAGCGCGGCGUCGGAAGAACACGGUUCUUCUUCUACCGCGAAUCCCGAUGUUUCCUCGGUGAUGUCGUUGUCAACGACUGGUCUUUACAAAGGAUACGACCGAGCGUUUUGUGUCCGGAUGAAAUCCGCCAUAGCGAAAAGAGGGUGCCAUUUUAAGUCUUCUGGUUUUAGGGUCGUGUUGAUACUGUGCCGUUUGAGACCACAGUACACGUUUAGCCAUACAAGAAAGUCCGCGCCACCAUUGAUAGGCAUGGUUGGCUUGGCGAUCGCACUUCCUCCGCCGAAUGUGCACGAAAUUCGCCUGGACAGUGACAUGUUCGUUACGCGAAUCAACUUUGACUUUCGGAUAGCACACUGUGAACCGAGGGUAUCCGAAUUGUUAGAUUAUACAGCCGACGAAUUAACGGGGAAGAAUCUUUACGCGUUGUGCCAUGGAGAAGAUGCUAAUCGUCUUCGGAAAUCCCACAUCGAUUUGAUCAACAAGGGACAAGUAUUGACGCAUUAUUAUAGGCUUAUGAAUAAAAGCGGAGGGUACACGUGGUUGCAAACGUGUGCCACCGUGGUGUGCAACUCGAAAAACGCCGAGGAGCAGAAUAUCAUCUGUGUCAAUUAUGUCAUUAGUGGACGGGAAUACGAGAAUUUAAUCAUGGACUGCUGUCAACUAGAAGAAGGUGUUAUGGGCGUUAAACGCGAGGAGGCUGCUGGAAACGAUCCAGAAAAUGGCUCGCCGGAUGCUGACGGAGGAGAGGGAAGAAAUCACGGUGGACCGCCUAAUCAGCACCAGGAACAUCCGCACAGGUCUCCUCCGGAAAAUCGGGAAGAAAGCCGGGGCUCGGAGAGCGAGAAGAGAGGCAGCAGGCACCACGACAACAUAGCGCAAUUACAACAAGAGCCUCAGACAGCUGUAGGAAAUAUUAACACUCUGGUAGUGAAAUUGCGCGGGCACAAACGGAAGCUUCACGAGGAGGAGAGCAGCUCGAACGAAGAGGAGGACGAAGAGGACGCAACGGUGAAAGUCACGAAUAACGAGAGAAGCCACGCUCUAAGUCCAGCUCCAUCAAACCAUUCAAUUUCAGGAGGUGAGCAAGUACUGUGUUCGGCCAGUCCAAAAUCCAGACGCGUGGAUGAACGAACGAGCAACGCCGACAGUACCGGCACCUCCGUGAAAGAUCUAGAACAGGCGAUGUCGAAACAUCUACCGGUGGCUAACCUAAACAAAUCUCAUUCGCCGACGCUCCAUCAGCCGACGGAUUUCAGUACAGACGCGUUGUUGAAGCAGCAACAGCAACGGAGUACGAUACAAUGGAUCGGGGCGCAUCAUCAUCUGGGACACCUGAGCCCCCAACAGUCGGCCGCCGCUCCUUUACCAGCGACCGCUCUUCUCCGUCAGUUGUACGCGAACAGGGAGAGCGUGAUACGGGCUAACGUUCACGGGAUUACCUCGAGCGGUAGCACGCGUACCCCUUCCUCCGGUGGCACUUAUUACGCCGGUGACACGACCCCUAGUGGUCCUCUACCCACUCCGCCUGGCUCCGAAGGUUCCAGCACCUACGGUGAACACCAAUUCGUGUUAGCCACCCACAAUCAAAAAGGUUCCACCGGUACCAGCUGCGCGGACGCGUUCACCAGCCUGGUCUCCUCCUACUCCACUGCCAGCGGUUACACGGUUGACUAUCACUCGGCAAUGACCCCACCGUCGUCCGUCUCGCCGCGGGACAAGCAGCAACAACAGCAACAGCAACAGCUUCAUCCUGUGAACGCGAUAAGCAGCUACGAAAGCUCGUCGGCUUACGCCGACCCGGUGCUACGACAUCAGUACGAGCCAGCACAACCGUUGCCUUUGAAGCCGCAAGUGUACUCGGCCGCGGUUCACCAGAGCGCGUUGGACGCUGCCGCGGCGUACGCGUCCGCCGGCUUGACCGAACAGGCACAAUUUUAUCAUCACCCAGCCGCCGGAGCUGGUUUCCAUAUCUACCAUCCGACCAAUAAAUCGACGACGAACGGUUGGUACGGCUCGACGUCCUAGUGGCGUGGUCCCGUACGCGAGAGACGUGUACUUAAGUAAUUCGAAGUUUCAGCCCAAAGUCCCCCUUACAUGCAUAUCAGUGAUAUCGUAUUCACCUCGACAUCUCUGUAUUUCCGAUUUCCCAUUUCCACUCUCUACUUUCAUCCGCCGUCUUAUUUUUAUUUUUUCUUCUCUUCUUUUUAUUUUCCGUUUACUUCAUCUUUGUUAAGCCUUUAUUUACGCGUUAUCCGCUACUUUCACCCCACCUCCCUUUCCCUAGGGUUUCUUCCUUACAAUCCAUCGUUUCCCUUCUCAUUGAAGCCCAACGAGCGCAUCCGAUGUGCCAACUGAACUGUAAAAAUAUCGCUGCUCUCUAUUCUCGACUAUGUAGAACGACUUAUUGUAAUAUAAUAAAAUAAAUUAUUAUGUAUGUUGACAGUUUCGGGGAGGAUAUUCGCGCAAGCAUGGAGAGUAGAAUAUAAAAGGAAAACGAGGAUGAAAGAGACGAGCACAGAGUAUGUUUGAUGUGACGCUCACGGGGCGCACGUGGAAAUGACUAAUUAUAAUUAGUUGAUUGUAACCGCGUGAUAUCAAAAUACACGCGAGAUAUGGAGGAGUGACGGAAACGAACAAAGGAUCUUUCAGCGUUACCGCUGUACUCAGGCGUGGUUGUUAGCGAUAAUUACUCGAGGAAAAAAAAAAAGCCGUACUUGUCGUAAUUUUUUAUACUGUAACAUUUUGUUGCGUAAAUACGAUGACUUUAGUGAAGUCAACAGUGCAAUCGUUACAAGUUCUUAGCGUUAAUUUAAGAGGAUCGGAUAGAGAUAAAGUUUACCUUUGCUUACAACGUGAAAAAGACGUUUCUGUACGACAGAGGGGGAGAGAAAGGAGGGAGAGAAUGAGAGAAUGAGAGAGUAUGUAACAUUAUCGAAGGAAAUCGCUAUCUCUAUUAAUGUAGAACAUGUUUAAAUUGUUAAUUUAUUUUUCAGCUUAUCGAUUCAAUUUAUCGUCCGUUGCUUGAAUCAUAUCGAUUAUAAAAACUAUCUUUCGAAUCUCCAUUAUUCAUUUAUCGUCAAUAUUAAUACAUAUCAACCGAUAACGAUUAAUCACUGCCUUACCACAUUGAACAUUUGCCUCUGUAAUAACGUCUAAUGAACACUUUCAAAUUUAAGCUUCAAAGACUUUUUAGACGUGUAAGCAACGUAUCUUUGAUAGAAUAAUGUUAUUGAAUAAUAUAUUGCUAGAGGUAGCGAAUUCUUUCAGAGAGAUUAUUAUGUUUUGUUGUAAAUUGAUGAAUUGUUUUUUGACGAGUACACGUGUAAAUACAAUUUUAUGUGCUGUAAUAUCCACCUGUUGAAUAUUUCUAUUCAUCAUUUUUCGGAAAUUUCUAUGAAAUUUAUUUUCGUUGAAGGAGCAUUGUAAGGCAGUGACUUAAACACUAAAAUAUAUACAAUAACAUCUCCAUCUUGGUAAA
Molecule: messenger RNA, 4429 nt
Organism: Osmia lignaria (orchard mason bee)
Lineage: Eukaryota; Metazoa; Arthropoda; Insecta; Hymenoptera; Megachilidae
Source: RefSeq, a predicted model, not a curated record